AUGGGUAGUCUUUUCGGAGAAAUUUGUCAUAUUUUCUGUUGCCCCCCACGACCUUCUCAUAUUGUGGCCAAGUUUGCAUUUCUGCCACCCAUUCCAACGUAUUCAAUCGUUCAGUCUUCUGAUGGAAGUGAAUGUCAAAUUAACUUUAAACCCGAAGUUGGUCCGAUCCGUGAAUAUGCCAAAUCUACUAUGAAAGCGUUUUAUACUAUUACUAAACGAAAAUCUCGAAUUGCUUGCCUCUAUAUUCGAUAUUCUCCUACAAGUUCUCGUCACGCCUUGUCAUCUUCGAAUCAUGACGAUUCAUCCGAUCGUAUUACUAUACUCUUUAGUCAUGGAAAUGCCGUGGAUAUUGGGCAGAUGGCAGGAUUUCUCUUUUCGUUAUCUCAACGGUUUGAAGUUAAUGUUCUCGUCUAUGAUUAUUCUGGAUAUGGGGCUAGUACUGGUCAAACUCUUGAAGCCAAUCUUUACGCUGAUGCAGAGGCGGCUCUGGCGGAAUUGGUCGAACGAUUUCAUUGUCCUCUAAGUCGCAUUGUCCUCUAUGGCCAAAGUAUUGGAACUGCUCCCACAGUGGACCUUGCCACACGCCACUUGGUAGCUGGUGUUGUUUUGCACUCUGCUUUGAUGUCUGGUCUUCGGGUUGUUUGUCCUGGUACUACCCGGAGGUUCUGUUUUGAUCCGUUCAACAGGUGA
Messenger RNA from Rodentolepis nana, 690 nucleotides. The record is from the annotation of a GenBank genome assembly. NCBI's taxonomy places the organism in Eukaryota, Metazoa, Platyhelminthes, Cestoda, Cyclophyllidea, Hymenolepididae.